AUCUCUUAACUCAUACAUCCAACACACACGAACAAAAGCUUUUUUUUAUUCAGAGAAGAUAAAAAAAAUAUGAAUUUCAUCUCCGAUCAAGUUAAGAAACUCUCAAGCUCGAAACCAGAGGAGCCAGAACACAACAAGCCUGCUGCAGCCGAAGGAACCGAAACAGCCACAAGACCAGCUUCCAACGCCGAGCUCAUGGCGAGUGCCAAGGUCGUAGCCGAAGCUGCUCAAGCCGCAGCCCGUAACGAAUCAGACAAACUUGACAAAGGUAAAGUCGCCGGAGCCUCCGCUGAUAUCUUAGACGCUGCCGAGAAAUACGGUAAGUUCGAUGAAACGACUAGCACUGGUCAGUACCUCGACAAGGCAGAGAAGUAUCUCAACGACUACGAGUCGUCACACACCACCGGUACCGGCGCUGGUGGUCCUCCUCCGACGACGACUCAGGCUGAGCCAGCAAGUCAGACUGAGCCGGCGGCUAAGAAAGACGGUGAAGAGUCUGGUGGUGGGCUUGGAGGUUUUGCCAAGACGGCUCAAGGUUUCAUGAAGUGAUUUGAUCCUUAAAUUGUCUAAUAAUAAAUUAAAUAACUUAAGUAUCGUUUGUGACUAGUUUAUGUCGCAUCGUUUGUGUUAGUAUGGGGAGUGACGAGUGAGUGUAAUAAAUUCAGGUGAUCAUAGUCUAGUCCAUCUGUGUUGUGUUUAUGCUUGUUCUCCCGUUUCUUUAAAUUCUAUGUUCUUUAAAUUUCUAUGUGAAACUAGUGUUUCAUUUCCUUAUUCACACUACCAAUUAAUAAAGACAUAUUGGUAUU
This is a messenger RNA of Camelina sativa (false flax), 806 nucleotides long. RefSeq names its product nodulin-related protein 2. The record is from RefSeq and is a predicted model, not a curated record. Gene Ontology annotation, biological process: regulation of abscisic acid biosynthetic process; response to heat. Lineage: Eukaryota; Viridiplantae; Streptophyta; Magnoliopsida; Brassicales; Brassicaceae.